GCUGGGAUCCCAAAAGACCGCAAGCUCUGUUCCCCCCCUCUGGUAUGCUUUUGAGUCGCCGUGGUUACUGCACAGACCAUCGAGGGCCGGCGAAAGGGUGUGCUGGAUCUCAUAGGGGGCUUCUUAUUCCCCAAUCCUGCAUCGGAUUCAAUUUCAAGCAGUAUGCAGAUGCCUGAGGGCGCAGUCAAGUUUUAGUCAGGAGGUGCACGCAUCUAACAUGGGGAACAGUGCAAAGGGAGAUGGCAGGCAAGAGAGCCGGUCGGACGAUGCCGCUGUGUACCUAAGAAGGAGGAUUGACCUGACCACCGGCACCUCACUCGUCCUCGGCACAGUGGUGGGCAGCGGCAUCUUCAUCGCGCCUAAGGGGGUGCUGGAGAACAGCGGCAGCGUGGGGGUCUCCCUGCUGGUCUGGGCACUGUGUGGAGUGCUUUCCAUGGCCGGUGCCUUGUGCUACGCGGAGCUGGGGACGACCUUUAAGAAGUCUGGAGGGCAAUACGUAUAUCUGCAGGAGACGUUCGGCCCUCUGCCUGCUUUCCUCUACCUCUGGGUUGAAUUCAUCGUGAUCAGACCAGCUGCAGCCUCCGUGGUGUCCCUGGCCUUUGGUCGCUAUGUGAUAGAGCCCCUCUUUGCCCCCUGUGCCGCACCCGGGGUCCUGAUUAAGCUGGUCAGCCUGCUGGCCGUGACCUUUGUGGUGGCAGUUAACUGCUGCAGCGUGAAACUGGCCUCCAAAAUUCAGGUCACACUCACCUUCAUCAAAGUGUUCGCCCUCAUCCUCAUCAUUGUCCCUGGCGUCAUGGCGCUGGCCAGAGGAGAAUUGAAGAACUUCAGCAAUGCCUUUGACUCUGAGUCCUUAACAGUGACCAAACUCCCACUGGCAUUCUAUUCUGGACUCUACGCCUAUGCUGGAUGGUUUUAUUUGAACUGUGUCACAGAAGAGGUCAUCAAUCCCAACAGUCUUGUCAGAAACAUCCCACUGUCGAUUGUUAUCUCCAUGGUAACAGUAACUGUGUGCUAUGUGCUGGUUAAUGUGUCAUACUACACGGUGAUGACCUCGGCUGAGCUACUGGCAUCGGAUGCCGUAGCUAUGACGUUUGCCCACCGCUCUCUGCAGAGCAUCGCAUCCAUCAUCCCCAUACUGGUGGCCAUAUCCUGCCUGGGGUCUCUCAAUGGGGCUUUCUUUGCAAUAUCCAGGAUGCUGUUUGUGGGAGCCAGGGAAGGCCACUUCCCCGCUUUGUUCUCUAUGAUUCACAUCCGCAGAAAGACACCCCUGCCAGCGGUACUGAUGCUGUACCCGCUGGUGGUGGUGAUGUUGAUUAGAGGCAAGCUCUUCCAGCUGAUCAACUAUGCCGCCUUCUCCCGCUGGCUCUUCAUUGCUAUGACAACCCUGGGAUUGCUCAUACACCGUUACAGGUUCCCCCUCCACUCCAGACCCUUCAAGGUGCCGGUAGCCAUUACUAUCAGCUUCACUGCAGUAUGUUUUUUCAUUGUGGGCAUGUCCCUGUACUCAGACCCCUGGAACACUGGGAGCAGCUGUGCAGUCACACUGUCAGGCGUGCCAGUGUACUACCUGACUGUGCACCAGCAGCGCCUACCUGUCCGCUGGAGAAUGGCCAUCCAGUCAUGCACCAAGCAUCUUCAGAUCCUAUUGGAGGUGAUCCAGCAGGAGGUCAAAACAUACUGAAGCCCUCAGAGAUACUCAUCACAUCCACUUCCUGUGUAAACCUUUAGCUCAAUGAAAAAGUGACAUAAGAAAAACUGUCGAUAUAGUACAUAACUUUAAUAGGUGACAGAAUAUAAUAUAAAAUCUAUAAUAGGCACUAGAGAUGCAGUGGUACACGGUAUAUCGUUGAACUAUUCAGUACAUCCCCUAUGGUUCAAUAUAUACAUGUGAACCGUGGUAUUCCGAAUUUUCCUAUCAUUUCCAAAACUUGCUUAUUGCCCUGUAGGCUACAUGCACGUUGUACAUUCAGCUCCACAGAACAUGCGAAAUCCAAUCUUCCAUGCUAAUUCCAACCUCAUGUUGCUCGACGAUUGCCCGAUGAUGCAAGCCUGAUGAUGCUGUUUAAAAUCACCCUGUAAGUUCACCCUAACUGUUGCUGCAUGCGUUCACACAAAAUCAGCCUACAAAUGUUUUAAAAAGUUAUUUUUACUAUAAAAAAUUGUUUACAUUUAGCUUAACAGUAUAACAACUGCUUUAUUAGAUUAUCAAUGUAUAUUGAGCUCAACAGAGAUUUGUUUUAUCGAUUAUAACCAUAUAUUUAGCUCGAUAAGAAUUGUUUCACCAACAUCUUAUUAUAUUAUGUGUAUUUAGCUCCAUAGCAACACGUUAUAUUGAUUAUAAAUAUAUAUUUAGCUCCAUAAUUGCAUCUUUUUCUCUUGUUCUUCUCAUACAGUAGACUGAAACUAGACCUUGUCAGUCAUGCUUCUGAGAGUAAAGCGAUUUCUUAUAUGGAAAAAUAAAGCAUUCAUUGUUUAAUUAAAA
Messenger RNA from Brienomyrus brachyistius, 2482 nucleotides. Its product is annotated as cystine/glutamate transporter-like. Lineage: Eukaryota; Metazoa; Chordata; Actinopteri; Osteoglossiformes; Mormyridae. Gene Ontology annotation, biological process: amino acid transmembrane transport. The transcript has 13 exons. The record is from RefSeq and is a predicted model, not a curated record. Gene Ontology annotation, cellular component: membrane. Bases 218 to 1681 code for a protein of 487 amino acids. Gene Ontology annotation, molecular function: L-amino acid transmembrane transporter activity.